AUGUCAUACUUAACAUCUACCAGGCUUAGCCGCGCACAAUACGUCGUCGCCAUCGCAGGUGCGACUGGCACUCUCGGCAGAGAGGUUACUGCAGUUUUUCUGGGCAGCUAUCGCCCCUUCUUUUCCCGCGUGAUCGCGCUCGUUCGCGAUCCCUCUUCUAGCGGAGCACAAGCCCUGGCUGCAAAGGGCGCGGAGCUCCAUCAGUUAAGCGAGUCCGAUCCUCUCCCAUCUCUGGUGAAGGCUUUGGAAGGGGUAGACGUCGUUGUGAACGCACUACCGCCAGGCCCUGAGAAUGUGCAGGAUGCCUUAGUUAAGGCUAGUGUGGAGCGCGGCGUAAAGGUGUACUUCCCCAGCGAAUAUGGAGUUGACCAUCGCAAGGACUACUGGGGAUAUAAACAUCCCGCCUGGCUUGGAAAGAGGGAACACGAUCGGAGAGCACGAGCGCGUGGUCAAGGCAAGCUGAAGGUCAUCGAAGUUUACAUCGGUCUCUUCCUCGAACUAUGCCUUACUCCAUUCCUUGGAUUCGACCACGCAAAUAACCUGUACACGUUCUAUGGCUCGCCCAACCAGCGAGUCUCCUGGACGUCGAAGGGAGACAUCGGACGUGCUCUUGCAGAACUUUCACUCGUCGCUCUUUCGCCCGAGUUAUCCACCCGAGUUCCUGACUAUGUCCGCCUCUCCGGGGAAACGAUCAACAUCACAGACAUCCGCGAAAGCGUGCAACGUGUCCGCAAGGAGCUCGGACACGACCGGGGUGAAAUUGUGUUGAAGAGCGAGGACCUGGAGAAUUUCAAGAAGAGCACACAAGAAGCGUUCCCGCACGACCCGAAGGCUUCACUGGCUCCCUAUCUUCGUCUUGCCAUGGCAGAAGGCGAACUUGACUUGUCAGUGGACAACAACAACGACCUUGUCAACCCAGACCAGAGUGUCUGGAAGUGGAAGACUGUGGAGGACUUCGCCCGCGAGAACAAUGCGUGGUCUUAA
This is a messenger RNA of Sparassis crispa, 984 nucleotides long. RefSeq names its product putative pinoresinol-lariciresinol reductase 3. The coding region runs from base 1 to 984 and encodes 327 amino acids. Lineage: Eukaryota; Fungi; Basidiomycota; Agaricomycetes; Polyporales; Sparassidaceae. The transcript is spliced from 6 exons. The record is from RefSeq and is a predicted model, not a curated record.